AUGGGGAAUCCGGGUUCAAGUGGUGGGAAAGGAGGUGUUAAUAGUGGAAGCAGCACUCGUGGGCAGACUAGUUCUGGAAGUUCGGGUUCGAGUGACUACGGAGUUGUGAGAUCAAUGGGAUCUAAACCAGGGGAUAGACAGAAACUUGCCUCACGAGCAGGUAAUGCAUCAGGUGGUACCGGUAGUGGAUCAAGCGGUUCGUCAACUUCAGGAUUCUCAUCAUUGAGUAGUCGAGGAAGCACAAGAUCUUCUCUCAACAAUGAUAAUGCUAGUGGUAAUGCUCAUAAGGGAGGCAGUGGUAAUAACGGCGGAUCAGCAGGUGCCAGCUCAGGUGCUAAUGGUCGAGGAAAACGAAGCAUCAACAACAAUAGUAGUAGCAGCAGCAGUGGAAGUAACACCAGCCAAUAUUCAAGUCAAGGAUCCAACUCUAGUUCACAUAGUCAAGAAGAUAUUUCCAACUUUGGAAACGACUAUAAUGACCACUUCAUCCGGUCAGGAGUGCUGCCACAAACCCAUAUUACCAAUAUCAUAGACCCGUUAAUCGGGUAUCCUAAACUACAAAAGUUGCAUAGUUUGAAGCAGGUUCAUAAUAAACGGUAUUCCACCAAAUUAUUUGGAUCUCGAGUGUCUCCAAAGGAGAUGCCCAGUCGCAUUGACUCGUGGGUCAAUCAGGGUAUGAAUUUUGAUGUAGUGAUGAUUAAUGGCUGUGUUGAUAACGUACCGUCCUACGAAACUCUUAUCAGUCUUCCUAUCCAACGAAUCACUCCACGUCCCAGUAUUGUGUUUCUCUGGGUACCGAGUCCCGCUUUAGAGAAGGGCAGAUUAGCACUUGAACACUGGGGAUUUCGCCGAAGCGAAGAUAUAGUGUAUCUUGUCAACGACAGCGACUCGAUCCAUUUCCCCAAAUGGCUGGCAUUAUCGCCACAUGACAGUCUUGUGAAGACGAGCUGGCACUGUCUGAUGGGACUCAAAGGUACAUUGCGGCGGUCUGAAGACUCGGAUCUUAUCAAUUGCAACGUCGACACCGACGUGAUUAUCGAGUCUCCUUUCGACCGCCACAACGUGGUUCCCGAGAAGAUAUACACCAUUGUCGAGAACUUCUCGCUCAUGAGCCGUCGUUUGCAUAUCGUUCCAACCUACUCGACCUUAGACAAGCCUGUACGAGUUCGCCAGGGCUGGGUCGUCAUGAGCCCCGACGUCAUGCUCGACAACUUCGAGCCCGAUCUAUACCUCACCCAAAACAAAACCACCGGCUACCGGGUCCCUGUCGACGACACCAUCGACGAACUGCGACCCAAAACACCACCUCGUUCUUCCCGCAAGUGA
Molecule: messenger RNA, 1326 nt
Organism: Sugiyamaella lignohabitans
Lineage: Eukaryota; Fungi; Ascomycota; Dipodascomycetes; Dipodascales; Trichomonascaceae
Gene: KAR4
Product: Kar4p
Exons: 1
Coding region: 1-1326 (441 amino acids)
Cellular component (GO): nucleus; RNA N6-methyladenosine methyltransferase complex
Molecular function (GO): mRNA binding
Source: RefSeq, a predicted model, not a curated record